AAUAAGAGUCCAUCCACCGGAUGCGUGGAUGACACCGUGCCCCCGCGCCACCACAUCCACUCAGCCUCCUGUCUAUCACAGCGAUCUGCUGCUUCAGUUUGGACGGGGGGAAAUCCUUAACUGAGUUGCGUCAUAAAUACGUCAAUAAACUCAUUCACAGGCGGUCAGGUACCACAGUAGCCGCCAUAUUCGCAUCUAUGGCAGGGUAGCGGUGCUCUCGGCGAGCGUAUGAUCCACUCAGCGGCAUCAACGGUUCCCAGCGCCGUCCCCCCCCCGGAUCCCGUCCCGAUAGCGGUCCGCAGCUACGCAGCCUGCGAGUGAACAUCAAAGCAGAUCGGCCGGACUUCCACAUAGGGGAAGGCAUGCAACGUGGAGCGGGGGUCUAGGCGGACUACGAUGCCUUAGACUUGGAGAGGAAUCCUGGCACAAGAUGGAGGUAAACAGCGUUAGUAGUGAGGUCAAUGGACAUCAGAUCAUGGACGAGCCCAUGGAGGAGGGAGAGUCCUUCUCACACUGUGAUGACGGGGCCUAUAAGGAGAUUCCCAUCACCCACCAUGUGAAAGAGGGCUGCGAGAAAGCCGACCCGUCUCAGUUUGAGCUGCUCAAAGUCCUCGGUCAGGGCUCGUUCGGCAAGGUAUUUCUUGUCAGGAAGCUCUUGGGUCCAGAUGCUGGUCAGUUAUAUGCAAUGAAAGUACUAAAAAAGGCAUCUUUAAAAGUCAGGGACAGAGUUCGCACUAAGAUGGAAAGAGACAUUUUAGUGGAAGUCAAUCAUCCCUUCAUAGUGAAAUUGCACUACGCCUUUCAGACAGAAGGGAAACUGUAUUUAAUAUUGGACUUUCUCAGGGGAGGGGACGUUUUCACUCGCUUAUCCAAAGAGGUUAUGUUUACAGAGGAAGAUGUGAAAUUCUACCUUGCAGAGCUGGCCCUUGCCCUCGACCAUCUGCACAACCUGGGCAUAGUUUACAGAGACCUCAAGCCAGAGAAGUAUGAAUUACACCCCCCCACCCCCUCCAUCACCACCACCACCACCACACACACUAAAUCCACACUGGCCCCCUUAAAGAGGCGACCAAAACAAGUCUUUGCCGUCAUCAUCUUACUUGAUGAAGCUGGACAUAUAAAAUUAACAGACUUUGGCUUGAGUAAAGAGUCAGUAGAUGCUGAUAAGAAGGCUUAUUCCUUCUGUGGUACGGUGGAGUAUAUGGCCCCUGAGGUGGUCAACAGGAGAGGACACACACAGAGCGCGGACUGGUGGUCUCUGGGAGUACUCAUGUUUGAGAUGUUAACGGGGACAUUGCCGUUUCAAGGGAAAGAUCGCAACGAGACCAUGAACAUGAUCCUCAAGGCCAAGUUGGGAAUGCCUCAGUUCCUGAGUUUGGAAGCCCAGAGUUUGCUCAGAAUGCUGUUUAAACGCAACCCCGCAAACAGACUCGGGGCAGGGCCCGACGGAGUGGAAGAGAUCAAACGCCACGCUUUCUUUUCCACCAUCGACUGGAACAAACUGUACAGGAGGGAGCUGCAGCCUCCCUUCAAGCCUGCAGCAGGUAAACCAGAUGACACGUUCUGCUUCGACCCAGAGUUCACCGCUAAAACGCCUAAAGUUGUAUAUUUAGACUCCCCAGGUAUCCCGCCCAGUGCUAACGCCCACCAGCUCUUCAAAGGCUUCAGUUUUGUUGCACCAACCCCAAUGGAUGAGAACAAGAGCUCCCCGCUGCUCAGCAUACUCCCCAUAGUUCAGAUGCACGGAGGAUCUGCCAAGUUCUCCGACCUGUACGAGUUGCAGGAGGACAUCGGGGUGGGCUCCUACUCCAUUUGCAAACGCUGUGUGCACCGAGUUUCCACCAUGGAAUACGCUGUGAAGAUUAUAGACAAAAGUAAGCGGGACCCCUCCGAAGAGAUCGAAAUCUUGAUGCGAUACGGACAGCACCCCAACAUCAUCACUCUAAAGGAUGUGUACGACGAGGGCAGGUAUGUGUACCUGGUGACGGAGCUGAUGAAGGGCGGCGAGCUGCUGGACCGAAUCCUCAGGCAGAAGUUUUUCUCGGAACGGGAGGCCAGCGCCGUGCUGUACACCAUCACCAAGACCGUCGACUACCUCCACUGUCAAGGGGUGGUGCAUCGAGACCUGAAACCCAGCAACAUCCUGUACAUGGACGACUCGGGGAACCCCGACUCCAUCAGAAUCUGUGACUUCGGCUUUGCCAAGCAGCUCCGCGGAGGCAACGGCCUGCUGCUCACCCCUUGUUAUACCGCCAACUUCGUGGCACCAGAGGUACUAAUGCGACAAGGGUAUGAUGCAGCCUGUGAUAUAUGGAGUCUCGGAGUUCUACUGUACACCAUGUUGGCGGGGUACACGCCGUUCGCCAACGGACCCAACGACACACCGGAGGAAAUUCUUUUGCGGAUAGGCUCGGGAAAGUUCUCGCUGACAGGCGGCAACUGGGAUACCGUGUCAGACACCUCAAAGGACCUACUGUCCCAUAUGCUCCACGUCGACCCUCACCAGCGAUACACGGCAGAGCAGGUUCUAAAGCAUUCCUGGAUCACCUGCAGGGACACACUACCACACUUCCAGCUCACACGCCAUGACGCGCCACACCUCGUCAAGGGAGCCAUGGCCGCCACCUAUUCCGCGCUGAGUCAGAAGACGAGUCAGCCGGUGUUGGAGCCCGUUGCAGCAUCCAGUUUAGCCCAGAGACGCAGCAUGAAGAAACUCACCUCAACCGACAUGUAGACACGCCCACCCCACCCCACCCCACCCCACCCCCUUCUCCAGUUUGGGCCUCACUCAAAGCCACAGAUAGCAAAAUGCGCAUGCAGAUGCUCAGACCCAACUCUUUACCAGUCCAAACUACUGUCUCCCCAACCCCCUUUUUUUCUUUUAUAAAGAUAUUUAUUUGACAAAUCCAGCGUCGGCACUCACACUCAGCAGAAACUUGGUGACCGCAGAAGAAGAAGAAGAAGAAGAAG
Molecule: messenger RNA, 2970 nt
Organism: Menidia menidia (Atlantic silverside)
Lineage: Eukaryota; Metazoa; Chordata; Actinopteri; Atheriniformes; Atherinopsidae
Source: the annotation of a GenBank genome assembly